This is a messenger RNA of Fraxinus pennsylvanica, 420 nucleotides long. Lineage: Eukaryota; Viridiplantae; Streptophyta; Magnoliopsida; Lamiales; Oleaceae. The record is from the annotation of a GenBank genome assembly.
AUGCCACAAUUGGUUAAGAUUAUUAGGAAGGGGAAUGAACAUUUGGCGCAAGAUGGCGAUGAAAUUGAGCUCGAUAUUGAAGCCCUUGAUACUGAAACUCUUUGGGAACUUGAUCGAGUGCAAUGGGCGAGGGGAAUGAUUUGGAAAAUAGACCUUAAAAAAACGAUGAUGAGGAUGUGGACAUUGACGAUGAUAUGCAUGCUACACACUUUCCUCCCGUGGAGAUUGAGAAGGACGAAUGAGGUGGAGAAGUUGGUCAUGAUCAAGACCGUGGUUAUGGUAAUGCCUCCAGUGGCUGGAACAGUUCCAGCAGCUCAAGUAGCAGUUUCUCAUCUUCCAGUGUUUGAGCUUUCUUUUAUAGAUUCUGAUUGGGGGAGUUCCUCUGGUAGUGACUCUGAUGCAGAUGAUGUGCAGUCCUGA